Molecule: messenger RNA, 1319 nt
Organism: Cuscuta campestris
Lineage: Eukaryota; Viridiplantae; Streptophyta; Magnoliopsida; Solanales; Convolvulaceae
Source: the annotation of a GenBank genome assembly
GUUCACCCCCAAACCCUAGUUCACACUCCCUGUGCAGGCGAAGGAGAACGUGAGCUCAGAGAGUCAUGGCGGAUAGAGGAAGUUUCGGACGCGGCUUCGGAGGAGAAAGGCGGGGAGGCCGUGGCGAUCGCGGACCUCGAGGAGAUCGUGGACGUGGCCGUCGCCGCCGUGCUACGGAGGAGGAGAAAUGGGUUCCGUGUACAAAGCUCGGCCGGCUGGUGAAGGACGGAAGGAUCAAUUCGCUGGAGCAGAUCUACCUUCAUUCGCUCCCCAUCAAGGAGUAUCAGAUUGUUGAUACCCUCAUCGGCCCAUCCUUGAAGGACGAAGUGAUGAAGAUCAUGCCGGUUCAGAAGCAGACCCGGGCUGGUCAGAGGACCCGGUUCAAGGCUUUUGUCGUCGUCGGCGAUGGAAAUGGUCACGUAGGUCUCGGCGUCAAGUGCUCCAAGGAAGUCGCCACUGCAAUUCGCGGCGCCAUCAUUGCCGCGAAGCUUUCUCUGAUUCCCGUGAGGAGAGGAUACUGGGGAAACAAGAUCGGAAAGCCUCACACUGUUCCCUGCAAGGUCACCGGAAAGUGUGGAUCCGUUACCGUCCGGAUGGUUCCAGCGCCGCGAGGUGCCGGUAUUGUGGCGGCUAGGGUUCCAAAGAAGGUCCUGCAGUUCGCUGGUAUUGAAGAUGUCUUCACAUCAUCCCGCGGAUCCACAAAAACUCUUGGAAAUUUUGUCAAGGCUACUUUUGAUUGUCUUUCUAAGACAUACGGAUUCCUCACGCCAGAUUUCUGGGCUCAGACCAAGUUCAUGAAGUCCCCAUUCGAGGAGUUCAGCGAUAUCUUGGCUGUCCCCACGACCAAAUAUAUUGCUCUAGAAGAGGCUGCUGGUGAAAAGCUCGAGGUGUGAGCUUUAGAUCUUCUUUAUUACUAAGAUUAUGUCUGUUUUGCUUUGAUUCUCAAUCUGGGGAGCUCAAUUUUCUUGUGGUUUUUAAUCAUAGAACUACCACCUCAAAUUGUUUUUUGCUUUGUUCAUUGACUGGCGUCUGUGUUUUCUAAUAGACUAGUACUUGUGCUAUUCUCUUUAUUCAUGACCCCUCCCCCCCACCCUCACACCCACCCCAAAGAAAAGGGCUUUAAUACGAGCUCGAAUGCCAUCCUCGAACCAUUUUGCCAUCACUUGUGAAUCAGAAUUGAUUCUCGACUGGUUCCCGCCUAGAUAUGCCUUCUCAUGUUGCCAUUAUUUUGGUAUGGUUGUUUGAAGUGAUCCCUAAAUUGGCUGUAAAUCCUCCAUGCCAUUCAACAAAUUUACGCGAAGUAAACGUUCAAGUGAUCC